AAAAAACUUUCUGAUUACAAUUUUGUUGCAAAACAUCUGCUGUACAAUACUUGUAUGAAGCUGUUGUCGGCACCAUAAUAGCUAUUUUUGAAUGAAACAAUUUGUUAACAGAAAAGAAUAGUAGUAGUACCAGUACAUAAUCUAACAAGUAGAACAAUGAAAUCACCACAAUGAGUUGUCAUGACCGAUGGCGCUCAAAAGCAGAUAUCCUGGAAGAUUUAGCAGAGGUGACCGGACAGUAUACAGAUGUCGAGGAAAAGUAUGUUGUAGUGGGAGAGGGUCCUCCACCUGUACGAAGGAUGGAAGACGACGAAGAAUUCAAUUUGAGGUUUUCUGCCGCGGAUGACCCAAACGUGAUACAUUUCGAGAACAACGGGCCAGACCUCAAGGGGAUCACUCAAAUGUUGAGGAUGGUAGAUGAAUUCGACCGGCCCUCGGAUACCGUCACAUGCGUGCCAAAUAUUCAAUCUGAUUUUACACUAACUAUAAGUAAACUCGACCCGAACGUUCCAGAGUUCGUGCCUAAAUGUGCUAAUAAUUCUAGUCCUAGUAUUAAUGUUAAUGUAAGUGAUAAACAAUGUAAAAAUGAAAACAACAAUAAUAAUAGUUCUAAAAAUAGAACACAUAAUGGAAAAUCUGAUAUAAAUGAUUCCAGUAAUGAUGGAAUAGACAAGAGAAAUCCCUCAAAGGAAGAAAUCGAAGUGAUAUCAACGCAACUAAGAAAGAAAAUAAUUGACGUGUCAGCCAAAGAAGACCUUCACGCCAAAAAAGAAAAAAAUGUUGCAAUCGCUGCUCUUUUGAAGCUGUAUACAACUCCGCGCUCGGAAGAAGAAAAACCAAUUAAAUUAAUGACUCCAUCUUAUUUCGUAUCGGCUCCGGCAGCAGCAGUACCCGUUGACGAUUCUGAAUCUACCAGCAAUGCGGACGCAUCACCAGCAGAAUUAGAAUCGUCAACACUAGAGAGCUCUAGCCGAUCUGGGAGAACUUCUCCGAAGUCGGAAAGUGACCCUCCUCACGUGAUGGAUCCCAAUAUACAAAAGUCAAUUAAUAAAGUCAAUGAUUGGCUGCACAAGCCAGAGUCGCCCAAACCCAAAGGGCCUACCCUUAGCUUGGGGCCGAUAUAUUUCAAGAAGAAGAAUAGUGGGAAGUCGAGUGACGACAGCAGGAGCAGUUCCAGUUCAACGGUUAACUUGACGCCAUCGCUCGACAUUUCUUUUAAACCUUCAAAGCUAGCGGAGGAUUUAACUAAAGAAUAUAAUCAACGAGCAAAAGCUAGUGAAAAACGUGAAGCAACCUCACGAGAUGAUAAUAUAUGGGAUGUUGCCAUGAGAAAAAUGAAGGAAAAAGAAAGGAAACAGAUAGAACAAUCUUGUCUUUCUGUCAAACUUCCAGACGAUGGCACUUCAAGCUAAACGCUGGUUGGUUAUAUUAAGAGGCGACUCUGCAAUAAAAAAUAAUGUAAUAUGACGUAGUCCACUUAGAACACCCGCCUAAAUAGCACCUGGCCAGUAGGCCUAAGAUGCGCGCCGCGAUAAGCGGUUAUCACGCCAUUUUAUCGAUUUUGCCCAUACAUUUUGACGUCGAUAAAAGUUAUCACGGCGCGCAUCUUAGGCCUACUGGUAGAGCUUCUAUCGAUAACGCUAUUCGUAGAUUCAAUUUUACUAUUUAAUUUUAGUGCUUUAUGUGGACUAGGCCAGGUGCUAUUCGUGCAGGUGCUAUUUGCUCUAAGUCAGUGGUUCUUAACCUUUAAGUCA
Ostrinia furnacalis (Asian corn borer) is the source of this 1754-nucleotide messenger RNA. Its product is annotated as probable serine/threonine-protein kinase nek3. The transcript has 4 exons. The record is from RefSeq and is a predicted model, not a curated record. NCBI's taxonomy places the organism in Eukaryota, Metazoa, Arthropoda, Insecta, Lepidoptera, Crambidae. The coding region runs from base 171 to 1412 and encodes 413 amino acids.